GCCGCCCGGCAUAAAAACCUCUGCAGCAGCAUUUCUCAGAUCAUUUGCCACUGAAAUUUCGAACUCUACGCUAAAGAUACACCACCUUCCCAGUGAAUUUCAUUGGAGACACUUCUGCAGAAGACAAGCAACGCAUAAAGACUAAUCCAAACACAAACAACCCUUCAAACUCAAAUGGCGUCCAAGGAAAACAUUGCGGACAACAUGGAGAAGUUCUCGCUCAAGAGCCCCAGCAAGAAAAUUCUGACGGAGAGCGCCAGCAACGUUCGCAAAAUGUCCAUUGGCCACGAGUCAAAUGGCCAGGUGUCCAAGGAGUCCUCCAUGGAGAACGGAGUCGGAAAGUCGGCCAAUUCCAUGAUCGAGAAGUCUGUGACUCCCUUCGAUCCCUCGCUGGAACCCCUGCUGCGGGAAAAUCCCCGACGCUUUGUCAUCUUUCCCAUCCAGUACCACGACAUCUGGCAGAUGUACAAAAAGGCUGAGGCCUCUUUCUGGACCGUAGAGGAGGUGGAUCUGUCCAAGGACCUGACCGACUGGCACCGCCUCAAGGACGACGAGCGUCACUUCAUCUCGCACGUGCUGGCCUUCUUUGCCGCCUCCGAUGGCAUCGUCAAUGAGAACCUGGUGGAGCGGUUCAGCCAGGAGGUGCAGAUCACGGAGGCCCGCUGCUUCUACGGCUUCCAGAUCGCCAUGGAGAACGUGCACUCGGAGAUGUACAGCGUGCUGAUCGACACUUACAUCCGGGAUCCGCACCAGCGGGAGUACCUGUUCAACGCCAUCGAGACGAUGCCGGCGGUGAAGCGCAAGGCUGACUGGGCUCUGUCCUGGAUCUCCUCCAAGUCGGCCAAUUUCGGGGAGCGCAUCAUCGCAUUUGCCGCCGUGGAGGGCAUCUUCUUCAGCGGCAGCUUCGCCUCCAUUUUCUGGCUGAAGAAGCGCGGUCUGAUGCCGGGACUGACCUUCUCCAACGAGCUGAUCUCCCGCGACGAGGGAUUGCACUGUGACUUCGCCGUGCUGAUGUUCCAGCACCUGGUGCAGCGACCCAGACGCGAGCGCAUCAUCGAGAUCAUCCGCGAUGCGGUGCUCAUUGAGCAGGAGUUCCUCACAGACGCCCUGCCUGUGAACCUCAUCGGCAUGAACUGUGACCUGAUGUCCCAGUACAUUGAGUUUGUGGCGGAUCGCUUGCUGGUGGAGUUGGGCGUUGGCAAGAUCUACAACACCAAGAACCCGUUCAACUUCAUGGAGAUGAUCUCGCUGGACGGCAAGACCAAUUUCUUCGAGAAGAAGGUGGGCGAGUACCAGCGCAUGGGCGUGGCCACCAACCGGCUGGACAACGUGUUCACCCUGGACGCCGAUUUCUAGGGCUGGACCCAGGACAUCAUUGUCACAAUCUUCAAUCGCUUAAGGGCUGGCUUCUCACACAUCUUUUAUAUUUUAAUCUGACGGAGUUUAUGUGUAGUCCGUUUUAAUUUUACCUAGGCUAAGAACAAUCACUGACUUUUCAGCUCAUUCAAAAUCAUUUAUCGAACCUUAACAAAAAGCGCUCAAAUCCUGGAAUUUUUGACACACUUUUGACUAGGAGCGUACUUUUCUUCGAAUUCAUUGUACAUACAUACAUCAUCUUAAAUAAAAUUUAUAUCUAGACAAUUAUUAAGCACUACCAAGAA
This is a messenger RNA of Drosophila elegans, 1661 nucleotides long. It is a transcript of the gene RnrS, whose product is annotated as ribonucleoside-diphosphate reductase subunit M2. Gene Ontology annotation, biological process: deoxyribonucleotide biosynthetic process. Gene Ontology annotation, cellular component: cytosol. Lineage: Eukaryota; Metazoa; Arthropoda; Insecta; Diptera; Drosophilidae. The record is from RefSeq and is a predicted model, not a curated record. The transcript is spliced from 3 exons. The coding region runs from base 175 to 1356 and encodes 393 amino acids. Gene Ontology annotation, molecular function: ribonucleoside-diphosphate reductase activity, thioredoxin disulfide as acceptor.